GGAGCGGUGGCCGCGUUCUCCCAUUUAGCUGCGAGGGAGCGGGAGAAGCCGGGCGGCCGCCGGGGACCGCCGGAGGGGGGGGUGGGGGGGAGCCACUGUCGCUGCGGCCGCCGUUCCCUGCUGCUCCUCCUCCGUGGAGCGCCCUCCACCCCGCCCUCUCCCCGCCCGGGACCGAGUCUGUUGGCCACAAAAUGGCGGACGGGGAGCUGAACGUGGACAGCCUCAUCACCCGGCUGCUGGAAGUGAGAGGAUGUCGUCCUGGGAAGAUUGUUCAGAUGACCGAAGCAGAAGUUCGGGGCUUGUGCAUAAAAUCACGGGAAAUAUUUCUUAGCCAGCCUAUUCUUCUGGAACUAGAGGCACCGCUGAAAAUUUGUGGUGAUAUCCAUGGACAGUAUACAGACUUGCUCCGAUUAUUUGAAUAUGGAGGAUUCCCGCCAGAAGCUAACUAUCUUUUCCUUGGAGAUUAUGUAGACAGAGGCAAACAGUCUCUGGAAACAAUUUGCCUAUUACUGGCAUAUAAAAUCAAGUACCCGGAAAACUUCUUUCUCCUAAGAGGAAAUCAUGAGUGUGCUAGCAUCAAUCGAAUCUAUGGAUUUUAUGAUGAAUGCAAGCGGAGAUUUAACAUUAAGCUGUGGAAGACCUUUACAGACUGUUUUAACUGUCUGCCUAUUGCAGCCAUUGUGGAUGAGAAGAUCUUCUGUUGUCAUGGAGGACUGUCUCCUGAUCUCCAGUCAAUGGAGCAGAUCCGGAGAAUUAUGAGACCUACAGAUGUUCCUGACACGGGUUUGCUCUGUGACCUGCUGUGGUCUGACCCAGACAAAGAUGUGCAAGGUUGGGGUGAAAAUGAUCGUGGGGUCUCUUUCACUUUUGGUGCUGAUGUGGUCAGUAAAUUUCUGAAUCGUCAUGAUCUGGAUUUGAUCUGUCGAGCUCAUCAGGUGGUUGAAGAUGGGUACGAGUUCUUUGCUAAACGGCAGUUGGUCACCCUAUUCUCAGCUCCAAAUUAUUGUGGAGAGUUUGACAAUGCAGGGGGCAUGAUGAGUGUGGAUGAAACUCUGAUGUGUUCCUUCCAGAUAUUGAAACCAUCUGAAAAGAAAGCCAAGUACCAGUAUGGUGGACUGAAUUCUGGGCGUCCAGUCACUCCACCUCGCACAGCUAAUCCACCGAAGAAGAGGUGAAGAAAGGAAAUAAUGUAGAAAACACCAUCAGAUCUGUCAAGGACAAAACUCCAUAUUACAGUAUAUAAUAAGUGUGCACUGUAAAACCAUCCAGCCAUUUGACACCCUUUAUGAUGUCACACACGUUUAACUUAAAGAGACGGGUAAAGGAUCUUUAUUAAUUUUUUCUAGUAGAAGGAUGUGCGACACUGUAUUGUAACAAGUAUAGCUCCAAGUUCUAAUAUCCAGCAUAGAGAGGAAGAAAAAAAUUAGGAAAAAACUAUUUCAACUACAUAUUCACAUUUACCACGGUUUUUAAAGUUGACCAACAUCCCAGUUAAAACUCGGUGUAAUAGUUAAACCAGAUGAGAGCAUGAUGUUCCAUUUGUGUAAUGUGGUCUUAUUGUUGCUUGAUUGCUUUUCCUUUGGUUAUUUUGUAGCUAGAAUGAUGCGAAUAUGGUAUCUAGUCUUAUUUCCGGGCUCUUUGGAAUUGAUAUGAGGAAGGGGCUUUCUAGAACAGCCAUUGAUCUCUUAUCCUCCCCCUAAUCCCGUUUUUUCAUCGUAACGCCGUGUGCCCCAUUAUAAUGCAAAGUUUAUAGUACAGUAGGGAUUGAAAGGCAAACUGAGUCCCAAACACCCAGUCUGGACAGCUUGGCAGCCAACAUACAUCGAGACAGAAAAACCUGUCCUGACCUUUCGACUUAAACUGCUACACAAUGAAUUUGUGCACUACACUAUUUUAAAUUAUUGACAUUACACUGUGCAAUGGCACUUCAUUUAACUUAGAUAGGACAAAAAUGGUAUUGCCUAUUAGUUGGUAACUUGAUUAAGUGGUACCUUGGCUUUAGUUUUAUUAGCAUGAAACACCUUUGGCAUGCUUAGCUUCCAGGUAAUUUCUUACCUGCAUCAAAAUUCAUCUUACAUAGUUCCACAGAACAUGAAGAUCCUUAUUUACUAAGCCUUUGAAACCUGACAUUCUUUUUCAGAAGAGGGUGAGUUUAAAAGGAUGUUCUUCAACAUACAAUAGGCUAGAUGAUGGGUGAUGAGCUGAAAAUGCUACCGGGAUGUCCAGCUUUAUAGUAAGGCUUACAUCACUAAAGAUUCUAUCAUUUGGAUUUUCAUGAUCAAAUUUCAUGUACUAUUGUAUAGACUUCUGCUUUGUAGUGUACUAUAGUAGCAAUAAUUUCUGUACGUGAUCAAGAGUUACGCAGUAUUUCUUUUCAGUUCUCUCCUUUGUUAAAAGAAUUAACAUUGGCAAAUGGCAGGAUGUAGAGAAGAUAAAAUAUAUAGUAAGAUAAAUGGAAGGCACAGAUUUGUGAUGCUUUAGGAUGCAAUACUUAUUGGACGCAGCUACAAAAGCUUUUACUGAAUACUGUCAAAUUCAUAAGAUUCUUCGGGGUAAGGCUGCAGAUUUAUACCAUUCUAAAUGUGCAUCAGUAGAUGUAAAACUCUUGACUUCAGUAUUGUCUUUGAAAAUGUUAAAUUGAGGAUUCUAGUAACUUGUUUUAUGAACUGGCACAUUAUAUAAUACGAGAGAUAUAUUGAUUUCUGACACAGUGAGCAAGUUCUUUAAAAUGGAUUUAAGUCUCUUUUCUAAUUCCAUUUUGGUUUAAAUGCAUAUUUUAAAUGUAGGUUUUUUUCAUUUAGUAAAAGUUGUCUAAUUCA
Molecule: messenger RNA, 2819 nt
Organism: Hirundo rustica (Barn swallow)
Lineage: Eukaryota; Metazoa; Chordata; Aves; Passeriformes; Hirundinidae
Gene: PPP1CB
Product: protein phosphatase 1 catalytic subunit beta
Exons: 8
Coding region: 192-1175 (327 amino acids)
Biological process (GO): circadian regulation of gene expression; regulation of circadian rhythm
Cellular component (GO): cytoplasm; nucleus
Molecular function (GO): protein serine/threonine phosphatase activity
Source: RefSeq, a predicted model, not a curated record